Messenger RNA from Struthio camelus australis, 5192 nucleotides. The record is from RefSeq and is a predicted model, not a curated record. NCBI's taxonomy places the organism in Eukaryota, Metazoa, Chordata, Aves, Struthioniformes, Struthionidae.
UCGGUUGCGCUCGCCUUAGGUGGUGGUGGUGGUGGGGUGAAUGCUCCAUAGGCCGACUCCAUCGUGGGCCUUCUGCUGCGCUACUGUUGCUCUUGAUGCAAGGAACGACAGAAAUAGGCUUGAAAUUCACCACUUCAAAUAUAUACUUAGUUUCACGGUUUCCCAAGAAGGAGGAUAUCGUUGUGUGUAGGAGACGUACAAACAGAUUGAUGCAGUUACCUAAUUAAGACUUCUGGCAGUCUUUGACAGCAUAAAAAAAACUGUCAAGUGUGGUUCACGUAGCCUGGUGAAUGGUUAUUUCAGUUCUUUGAAAUGGAAAACUACACAGAGGAUUCGCACAAAGUCGGGACGGCAGUGUUCUGUCCAGGCUUUGUUAGAGCUACUGCUGCGUGGAUGACUGCCUUGCAAAACUGUGAGGGGAGCUCAACCGUAGAGGCCAGCAAAUCAGAGUGGAAAGAAACCUGAGCAAAUUGAAAUCGUUCUCCAUGGGCAAAGAGAGAUCACCUUAUAUGGGAACAUCUAUGGGCAAGAAGAUGAAUGCGUCUGGCCUAGCUGCUGAGGUCAGAUCCCAAACAGAUGGAAGAUGUUAAUGUGAAAACUAGAACAUUUAGGAAGAGAAGAUAACACUUAUAUCUGCUUCUCUUAUGCAAUCUGAGUCUUGUUGUUUUUCUGUCUUAUUAUGAAUAAUGGGUUAUGUGUAUAUGUAUCUAGGUCUGACUGGUUUACAUUAAAAAUCAAUUUCUUUGUGGCUAUUUGGGCACCUAAAUGCAUCCCAGGUCUGUCUCUGGUUCUUCCCAAUCACAGCUCUUUCAGCUGUUGUUAUGUAUUAGCAGUUUCCUCUUAUUUGCCAAAGUGUCAGUAGUAUCAACCAUAGUAGUAGGGACUGCAGUCAGCAACAGCAUAAGGAAUGACCACUGAUGUCUUGAAAACUUAAGCCUGUUUGUAUCAGAAGGUGACUUGUUCCUGUGUGCUAGAGCAUUGAAGGCAAUACUGACAGAUAAAAAGCAUUUCUUGUUCUGCAUUUUUUGUCAUGAUUGUAGUCAUAGGUAGCAUUCUAGGUGACCUAAGGCAGGGUAGGACCGGACAAAAAAAUAUUAGCUCUGUAUUGUGGGCUUUGUUUAUUUUGUGCCUUUGUGUGGGUCUUCUGUUGCAAGAGAAAGGAUCCUGAUCCUUUUAAUCUGAGUCUAGUGAAUUCUGAUCUAAGCUGCUUAUCUUACAUACCCUGAGCCUGAGAUUUACAGCUCCCACCCUGACAGCCCACCUAAAUCUCCUCUGUUUGCAUUGUUGUAUGGUGGCCUCACACUAGCUCCCUUGGCCAGAUGCGAAUAGUUGGCUUGCAGCACACUGUCCAGCUCUGUCUAGUGCGUGAAGCUAUUGAGUAGGAAAGAGGCUGCAGCCAAAGUAUGUACCACGUACUGGCUCUGCUCAGAGGAAUACUGACUGCAUCACCCAGCUGUCCUCCCUUGUAUUCCUACGAACUGAUGCAAAAGACACAAGACCGUUCUGAGAUCCAACAGGAUGAUGUCCCAUGCAGUGUGAGACUCAUCUCUGCAGUUGCCCCAGCGUUGCUUCAGACUGACAGAGCAUCCUCACAGAGGAGUCCCCUUCGCGGAGUGCAAUGUUCAGAGCAAGAGGAGGUGGUUGCAGUGCUGUCCACGAGGCCCAAGGAGACUCUCCCUGGUGAGGCCUUCAGUCGGUGGGACUGUAAAGGAGCAGAAAGAUUGAGCGCUGGUGGUAGUGUUUGGGGUGGUACUACUGAGAGGAGAUGGCACUGUCGACAGAAAGCAACAAGAGCAAUGCUCAGAGAUCAGCUCUGGGGCUCCUGGGUGAAAUGUGGUGCUCUUUCUGUGAACAAACCAAAGGAAGUAACUCUUCAUGCAAUGUGUAGUUAGCUGUGGAGCUCCUUGCUACAGGAUUUUGCAGAUGCUGGAAGUUUACCUGGGAAGACUGGAUAAAUUCAUGGAAGAGUAAUCUAUUGAAGGUUUCUGACUGUGCCUUUAAGUGGUGUGGCCUGGGUAGGAUGCAGGCGCGGAAGGAGACUGCACAAGGCAGCUGCAGUUUUCCAAAGCCUAGAUUUCUCAGGAAGUGCUAAGGAUGGCUGCAUGUGACUUUCUGAAGUUUCUGCAUAGAUACGACUCUUCGAAAGUUAUCCACUUUCACAGUCUUAAAUAUGGAUGUAUGAAAUGGAUCUUUCAUAUAUUUGUCGGCGCAUAUGUUGGUUACACACUCAUCGUUGACAGACGCUAUCAGGAGAAGGACAACAUUAUCAGCUCCGUUCACACUAAAGUGAAGGGAGUGGCUCAGACAGGCGAAAGGAUCUGGGAUACAGCAGAAUACACCAUACCGAUGCAGGGAGUAGACUCCUUUUUUGUAAUAACCAACAUCAUUAUGACAGAGAAUCAGCUUCAGAGGAGGUGCCCUGAGUAUCCCGUUGCCAAAGCUAUCUGCUUUUCAGACAAGUCCUGCAAAAAAGGGAGUGUGGAUCACCAGAGUAAUGGAAUUCAGACAGGAAGAUGUGUGAAUUAUAACGCAACUGUUAAAACCUGUGAGGUCGUAGCAUGGUGCCCUGUGGAAUCCAAGAAAACUGCUCCUGUGCCUGCUGUUCUGAAGAGUUCUGAAGACUUCACAGUGCUAAUAAAGAACAACAUCCACUUCCCAAAAUUUAAUUACACCACACAAAAUAUUCCAUCGAAUUUCAAUAGUUCCUGCACAUUCAACAAGAUAACUUCCCCGCUCUGUCCAGUUUUCCGUCUGGGAGAUAUCCUUCAGGCAGCAAAUGAGAAUUUUUCUGAGGUGGCAGUUGAGGGGGGAAUCAUUGGCAUUGAGAUUAACUGGGACUGUAGCUUGGACAAAUGGUUUUACUACUGCAGUCCAAAGUAUGGUUUCCGACGCCUUGAUGACAAAACAACAAGCAAAUAUCCUGGUUUCAACUUUAGAUUUGCAAAGUACUACAAGCUACACAAUGGGGAGGAACAGCGGACCCUUCUCAAAGUCUAUGGAAUACGGUUUGAUGUCCUUGUCUUUGGCACAGCUGGAAAAUUUGACGUCAUUGAACUCGUGACAUACAUUGGGUCCAUGAUCUCCUAUUUUGGCUUGGCUGUGGUCGUCAUCGAUUUAUAUAUUAGUUUAUAUAGUUGCUGCAGCUGUUGCAAAUCACCCGUCAAGGAAUAUCACUUCAGAAAGAAGUACGAGACUGUGCUGAAUCCAAGACAGGUGUUGUAUGUGUCCUACGUUGAUGAGCCACAUGUUACCUUGAUAAAGAAACGCCUGAAAACAAGCUUGCAGCAUACUACAGGCGACGUUGUUGAGGAAUUGUUGCAGAGCCACCCUGAGAAAGCCUCUGAUGCUAACUGCUGCACCAGUAACUCCGACAGGGACCCUGUUACGGAAGAACCUGAGAUGUAUCCUCUCCAACGGCCAAGGCAAAGGGCCUCCUCCCCAGACCGCCCAGCGUGGUGCUGCUGUGGGAAAUGCCAGCUAACAGAGAAGUACCAUGAGCAGCUCUGCUGCCGAAGGAAAGAAGGAAAAUGCAUCACAACCUCCCCUUUAUUUGAGCGACUGGUGCUGUCCAGAAACAACCUGAAAAACAUCCUUCUCUACAAAGAGCCCUUUCUGGACUUGAACAGUAAGAAUGUCAAUGACAGGUUGCGUCACUGUGCUUUCAAGCAGUAUGUUCGCUGGCGCUUUGGCUCUUUUGAUCUGGAAAACAGAGCUGUCAUCCCAAGCUGCUGCAGGUGGCAGAUUAGAGAUACUUAUCCCAAAGCGGAUGGCAAAUAUACUGGUUUUAAAACUACAUGAGGAUGCGGUAGUACAACUCAAGCUCACGCUGUGACUUACCCUGGACAUUUAACCUUUGUUUUCUCUUUUGGGCCUUUAAACAAAAACAAAAACAAAGAAAAGAAAACACAUGACUUCCCAAAAUCUUCUGCUAUAUGGCUGAAUUCUGUACACGCUGUCAUUGCAGAGGCAGUAUUGCCUACAGCUCAGCUGGAGGAACCAUUACUUUGAGUUAAAGUGCUUGCUUCUGCCUUUGCUUCCUUCUCUGAGUCAUCCCACAGAGAAUCUAGACCAUGGUUUGGAAAUGUAGCCUCUGGGGUGAAUUCUUGUAGGUAUGUUUUGGUGGGAGGUUCCAGGCCUCCCGUCUCCGCAUUGGUGCGUACCAGAAUCCCAGCUGAGUCAGGAGAUGACCAGCAGCCUGAAAAUAAGAUGGAGCCAAGAGUCAUCUCAAAGUAUGACCCCCUGAAGGAAGGAAGCCCUAAAGAGACAUCGCUUGAAAACAUGGGCCUGAGCUUUUCUCUCUCCUGUCCUCACUCCCCUGUUGAAAGGGUUCUGGAGCCCUGGAUGGGAGAGGCUCUAGAAAAAGGCCACUGAGCACAAAUUUUCAUAACGCGCUGUUGAGAGCCUCACAGUCCGUCCAGAUUAAACGGGCUCAUAUUGGAUUAUUUUAGUGACACAGAAAAGCAUUUUCUGAAAAGCCCAGCUGUUCUUUGUAUUACCCUUUUCAGCUUAAACUCAGGAAUUAUAACGAAAAGUAUUUUUAUCGUCUUUCUGUAAUACUUUCAAACAUUUCAUUCAAACUAAUUGAGAUUAUUAACGUUAGACUUUGGCGUUACGUGCGCUCUUAGCUUCCAAGAGGCCUCACCUCCUACACCUCUUCCUACUGAACUAGGCAUAGAGAGAGUUGCUUUGUGCUCUGAGGACAUGAGGCCAAAGUGCAGCCAAGGGGUAGCAAAUUCAGGCUAGAUUAAACUGUGCUUCAACAACUUUCCAGUUUGUUCCUUUUGUUAUACUUUGGCAUGUUCUAUUUUUAUACCAACAAGGUGAGAAGGAUUGUAACAUGUAUAUUCUGCACUUCUUUCAGCUAGGCUUUACUCUUUCUGAGCUAACCCAGCAGUUUGCCAUUUCAAUUGUCCACAUAUUUUUUUAAGAUAUAUUGCCGGCAGAUUAUGCCAGCUGUGUUUAUAUCUUCAGUUGUAAUAUGCAUUAAUUGCACUAACGUUCUCACUGCAGUAUUUCAUAUAUCUAGAGUGAUAAAAGAUUACAGCUGACAUUAAUGCUUUCCUGUUCUGACACAUGCACUGACUUUCUUUUUGGAAAGAAUGACAGGGGAUAUUCACUUAAGACUGUGAUUUGAAUCUCCUGUCAUAUUUGUUUAUCUAUGUUCCUUACCCUCCCCUUUUUCUCAUGCUCAU